This is a messenger RNA of Arabidopsis thaliana (thale cress), 1238 nucleotides long. RefSeq names its product Fatty acid desaturase family protein (gene ADS4). Gene Ontology annotation, biological process: lipid metabolic process; unsaturated fatty acid biosynthetic process. The transcript has 5 exons. Gene Ontology annotation, cellular component: endoplasmic reticulum membrane. Gene Ontology annotation, molecular function: oxidoreductase activity, acting on paired donors, with oxidation of a pair of donors resulting in the reduction of molecular oxygen to two molecules of water. Bases 53 to 955 code for a protein of 300 amino acids. NCBI's taxonomy places the organism in Eukaryota, Viridiplantae, Streptophyta, Magnoliopsida, Brassicales, Brassicaceae. The record is from RefSeq and is marked reviewed.
CAGUCUCUUAUGUUCAUACAACUUAUAACUCAAACAAAUACAAUUCGUCGAUAUGUGUGAUCCCACUAGAGACGAUGGCUCCAGCCGAAGCAGAGUGGUGAGUACUAUGCAAAAGAGGGCGUAUUUUCAGAGACAAUGGCCGUUGGUCGAUGUCGUAAGAGCGUCAGUCGUUGUGAUUGUGCACUUUUUGUGUCUCUUGGCGCCGUUUAACUUCAAAUGGGAAGCUUUACGGUUCGGUUUGGUGCUCUUCGCGUUGACUACACUCAGCAUCACAUUCUCAUUCCAUAGGAACUUGUCUCACCGUAGCUUCAAGAUACCAAAAUGGCUCGAAUAUCCUUGGGCUUAUUCUGCUGUUUUCGCUCUUCAGGGUGAUCCAAUGGAUUGGGUGAGCAUACAUAGGUUCCAUCACCAGUUCACAGAUUCGGACCGCGACCCACAUAGCCCUAAAGAAGGAUUAUUGUUCAGCCAUAUCUUGUGGAUAUUUGACACCCAAUACAUCAAAUACAAGUGUGGAGGACGUGACAACGUAUUGGACUUGAAGAAGCAAUGGUUUUAUAAGUUUCUACGAAGGACUAUUGCUGUUCACAUCUUAAUGUUUUGGACCAUCCUCUAUCUCUAUGGUGGUUUACCUUACCUUACAUGCGGCGGGGGCGUUGGAAUUUUUAUCGGGUAUCACGUGACAUGGCUCGUAAACUCGGCAUGCCAUAUUUGGGGUUCAAGGUCGUGGAAUACUAAAGACACAUCUCGUAACGUUUGGUGGUUAAGUUUGUUUACGAUGGGAGAAAGUUGGCACAACAACCAUCACGCGUUUGAGUCAUCGGCGAGGCAAGGAUUGGAGUGGUGGCAGAUAGACAUAACUUGGUACCUCAUUCGACUAUUUGAGGUUCUCGGUAUAGCCACUGAUGUGAAAUUGCCCUCGGAACUCCAGAAACAAAAGAUGGCUCUCGUUCGUUAAUGUUUAUUCUGAAAUCUGUAUUAUUAUUCGUUAAUUAAGAAGCUAUUUAUGCACUUCUUACCAACAACACAAAAAAGAAGAAGCUAUUUAUGCACUAAAUAAAUGAGACACUACAGUUGUUUUUCAUUUUCUUUUCGGAUUCGAAAUUAUGAUUGUUUCCCAUUAUAAGUAUAUGUUUUUCUCUGGCUUAUGUCUUCUAAUUUUUUCUUCAUUAAUGCUAAUUAUAUAUUAGUCACGUGAUCCCUUUUUUCCCUUUCAUCGAGAUCGAUCGUCUUUGUGUGCC